This is a messenger RNA of Mytilinidion resinicola, 513 nucleotides long. RefSeq lists its product as uncharacterized. Lineage: Eukaryota; Fungi; Ascomycota; Dothideomycetes; Mytilinidiales; Mytilinidiaceae. The transcript has a single exon. The annotation marks the transcript as partial. Gene Ontology annotation, biological process: protein N-linked glycosylation. Gene Ontology annotation, molecular function: glycosyltransferase activity. The record is from RefSeq and is a predicted model, not a curated record. Gene Ontology annotation, cellular component: Golgi membrane.
GUGCGGAUUGGAAAAGUGAUGAUGCAGUUCGGCCACCGGUCGCCGGUAUACGAUCGCGCUCUUCGGUCACACGAGCGGCACAACAAGAUCCACAACUACCCACUACACAUCCUGCGAUAUCCGAUCCUCGACGGCAUAUGGGCGAAAGCGGCGUACAUCCAGUAUGUGCUGCUUCGUGAAAUGAGCAAACCGGAAGCGGAUCGACUACAGUGGCUGUUCUGGGUGGAUUCCGAUACCAUCAUCAUGGACCCAUUGAUGCCGAUCGAAGCACUACUUCCGCCGGAUGACCCGGAGUGGGAUGACGUGAAUCUGCUGGUCGCUCAUGACUGGAACGGGUUGAAUGCUGGGGUGUUCCCAGUGCGUGUUUGCGACUGGAGUGUCGAGCUCUUCUCUGCGGUCCUCGCCCUGCGCUUCUACAAACCGGACAUUGACCUUCCUUAUGCGGAGCAGAGCGCCAUUGAUUACCUGAUCCAAGACGAGAGGCUAAGUCCAAAUGUAAUCAAAACGCCCCAA